AUGAAAGGAGCUGUAAGGGAACGAGAAAAAGGAGGAUGGAAGCCAAUUCUUUAUGGAAGGGGGAAAAAGAUUCUAAGGAGCUCUAAGGAUGGUAGAUUUGGGUUGUACACUAUUUUUGUGGAUAACCUUCCUUGGUCUAUGAGUCCAAAAGGUCUUCAUUCUCUGUUUAUGAAGUUUGGAAUCAUCAGAGAUGUGUUCAUUCCAAAUAAAAUACGGAAAGCAACAAAGUCAAGAUUUGGUUUCGUCAGGUAUGAUUGCAAAGUUGCAGCAGCUAUGGCGGUUCAAAAAACUAAUGGGGUGUGGUGUGACGACAAGGCAAUUAAGGUCAAGGUAGUAGAGUUUGGAAAAGACGAAUUAGUAAAACCGUUUAAGAAGAACCAAUGGGUCAACAUUGUCGAAGGGAGGAAUGAGGAUCGGGUUACAACAACAACAUGUCGAGUUCUUACACAGAGGUUGUUUGGACAAAAAUCUUAUGUUGCAGCUUUAUACGAUGAUCCCAAUAGUGGGAGGAUGAGUCAUGUAGUAUAUGUUAAUGAAGUAGGGAAUGGUUGGCUUUAUGAUAGCCUUGUUGUUAAGUUGAAAUGCCUCCAAGCUUUUCCUGAGUUAAAAAAAGCGGUUCUUGAAAGAGGCUCUAAGGAUAUUGGGAGCAAAAUUGAAGGUUAUGGGGAGGAGGUGACUGAGAUUGAUGAAGAAACUUCUAAUCAGAUAUCAUUUAAGUAUGGGAGAAUUAAAGUUGCUACCAAUUUUAUGGAUCCCAUUAAUACAAUUGUAUAUGUGAAAUACAAAGAUAGAAGUUUCCCAGUUAGAAUUUGCGAGUAG
Molecule: messenger RNA, 819 nt
Organism: Camellia sinensis
Lineage: Eukaryota; Viridiplantae; Streptophyta; Magnoliopsida; Ericales; Theaceae
Source: RefSeq, a predicted model, not a curated record